ACGCACCAACCGUCGGUAUUUGAAUCGGCGGCGGGCGCUCCGAGUCCGGGACUGGCGCCUCCCGUUCCGUCCUCGGCUCUGCGCGGCGGCGGGCAGGAUGAGUCUGCUGAUCCCCAGUGACGAGAAUGUCACCGCCGCCGAUAGGCGCGCAGAAAGCUGCGACUUCCUGUUUGCACCACCCGACCUCAGCGGAAGGUCGCCCGUGCUCCGGCCGUCACAGAAGGAGAAUGUGCCGCCCAAGAGCACGGCCAGGGCUCUGAAGGUGACUUUCCAGACGCCUCUGCGGGACCCGCACACUCACAGGAUCUUGACCCCCAGCAUGAGCAGCAACCUCGAGGCCUGCUGUGCCCCGGGUGACGCCAUCGGAGUAGAGAGCUCCCCUCGAGCCUGGACCCACAGAGAGGACCAACAGUUCACCAAGGAAGUGGACACCAAACCUACCGAUGAAACUCUACAGAGACCUGCGGUGGCUGCCGCCCACCCCCCUCCGGAGGACGCGAGACCAGCCUCUGAAGACGGGCAUCGCUGCCAGCCUGCCUCCACACCCCAGGCCCGCCCGGAUCCCUCCGGCUGUCCCCAGCCUCCCGCGAGUCUUGAAAACCAGUUCCCAUCUCCACAAGGAAUGUCUGAUGGCCCUGGGCGAGGCUUGGAGGAAAACGAUGGUUCCUACUCCCUGGAGAAAACCAUUGCACCCACCCCUGAAGUUCUAGAAGAUCCUCCCAGGGUCACAUCCCCAGACAGAACAGAGGACCCUCCCAGAGCCACAGGAGAGAGCUCAAACGGACCCCCUGCCUCCUCAGCUGAGGCCCCCUCGCCCCCUGCUGCUCACCCCCAAGUAGCCCUCGGAGAAGACCCGGCCACAGACCUGCCUGGGGCCCUGGCCAGCCCUGAGAACGCUUCUGGUCCUGAGAGCACGGCCCCGGCCGGUCCUCUGGAGGCUGGAGGGGCGACGGCCCCAAGUCCUUGGGAGGAGGAGACCAGUGGCCAAACGGCCAGCUCUUCGGGCAAGGGGCCCGUAAGGCUAGAGUUUGACUUUUCUGAUGAUGCCACCAGCAAAAGGCCGCGCCCACCCAGGAAACUGGGGCGGAAACCAGAGGCGAGGCCGGAAGCGCCCCCUGCGGAGGCGGGCGAGGGUCCCGUUCCUCCUCCCCGGGGGGCUUACAGCCUGGACUGGGACAAGCUGGAAGACCCAAACUUCAACCCGUUCGGGGGCCACGGAGAGCCCUGUGCCCCGGGACGCCCCCAGGGCGGGCCGGUGGGGCCUGGGGCUGCAGGGGACUCACCUCCGAGCAGGCAGGUGCCUCCAGCCUCAGCAGACGGCACACCUGUGAUACAGACCACGGCGGGGACGGCGGGACCGGUGGGUGAGGAGGGAACCGCGACUCCUCCAGAGCCAGCAGCUGCCCGCAGCCGUCCGGGCACCGAGCCCACAGCCCCUGCCGCCGACCCAGCGCCCCCCGCUCCGCAGGGGCCCGAGCCUGCCUGGGACCCGAGGGAGGAGCACUUCCAAGACGCAGCUGCGGUUCUAGGCAUGGGGGUCGACGUGGACUACCUGGAGCAGUUCGGGACGUCCCAGUUUAAGGAGUCAGCCCUGAGGAAGCAGUCCCUGUACCUCAAGUUCGACCCGCUCCUGAAGGACAGCCCUGAGAGGCCUGCGCCCGCGGCCCCCAAGACCAGCAGUGCGCCGGGCGCCGAGGCGCCUGCCGGUGGGGGCCCGCCCGAGGGCCCGCUGGUGGACCUGGACUUCCCGGCGGGGCCGGGCCUUGCUGUGCCCCCACCUCCGUGUGUGCUCAGGCCCGGGGGCCCCCUCGUGGACGUGCUACAGUACAGCCAGAGGGACCUGGACGCGGCGGUGGAGGCGGCACAGAAGGAGGUCCUGCAGCUGAGGAGCCAGUGUGAGGAGCUGCACCAGAAAAACCUGGAGAUGGGGAAGGUCAUGGACGGGUACGAGAGCUUCAUGUACCAGGCGAUGGAGGAGGCUCAGAAACAGCAGGAACUUGCCAAAGCCGAGAUCCAGAAGGUUCUGAAAGAAAAAGACCAGCUGAGCACAGAUCUGAGCUCCAUGGAGAAGUCCUUCUCCGACCUCUUCAAGCGGUUUGAGAAGCAGAAGGAGGCGAUCGAGGGCUACCGGACGAAUGAAGAGUCGCUGAAGAAGUGUGUGGAGGACUACAUUGUCAGGGUCCAGAAGGAAGGCCAGCGGUACCAGGCGCUGAAGGCCCACGCGGAGGAGAAGCUCCGGCUGGCCAACGAGGAGAUCGCCCAGGUCCGGAGCAAGGCCCAGGCGGAAGCGCUGGCCUUCCAGGCGAGCCUGAGGAAGGAGCAGAUGCGUGUCCAGUCGCUGGAGAAGGCCGUGGAGCAGAAGACGAAAGAAAACGACGAGCUGACCAGAAUCUGUGACGACCUCAUUUCCAAGAUGGAGAAGAUCUGACAUGGGGGUCCCCGCCCUGCACACACCUGCCCUCCUGUCUGUCUGUCUGUCUGUCAGGUUUCAUGUUCUUUCUCCUCUCCUCACCUCAGCUCGUGUUUAAACUGAUCACUUUAGAAACGAGACUAAAUAAAACGUGAGUUUAGCACUGA
Molecule: messenger RNA, 2577 nt
Organism: Eptesicus fuscus (big brown bat)
Lineage: Eukaryota; Metazoa; Chordata; Mammalia; Chiroptera; Vespertilionidae
Gene: TACC3
Product: transforming acidic coiled-coil containing protein 3
Exons: 16
Coding region: 98-2428 (776 amino acids)
Biological process (GO): cell population proliferation; mitotic spindle organization; cerebral cortex development
Cellular component (GO): cytoplasm
Source: RefSeq, a predicted model, not a curated record